Molecule: messenger RNA, 813 nt
Organism: Morchella importuna
Lineage: Eukaryota; Fungi; Ascomycota; Pezizomycetes; Pezizales; Morchellaceae
Exons: 4
Coding region: 1-813 (270 amino acids)
Source: RefSeq, a predicted model, not a curated record
AUGUCUAAUCGCUCACUGGGACGCAACGUCUACAUCUACGAUGCAAGCGAUCCCACAGGCCCGGUUCUCGGGGGCCUCGUUCUUAACAGCGGCGUGACUAACGCCAACUUCUACUCGAUGGUGGAUAUCAUCCUUAGUAGUAUCUAUCAUCUACAAGAUGCAGGUGGCAGCCAGGUUGACAGGGAUGAUCAUCCGCUGCAGCCCGGUAAUUACUACGUUGUCACUGAUGGUUCGAUCUCGAUCAACAAUGAGAUUUGCCUUACCCGUACCAUUUCUCUUGGUACUGGUACUCGAGUUGCAUCCUUUAGGAAUGCCGUCCGCGACCGGGAUCGUCGGUGCAUUAUCACGGGGAAAGAGGCUGUCAAUGCCGAUCUUGGCAGCUGGAGGGGCUUCGAGGCUGCCCACAUCUUUCCGCUGGCCUACGAACACAACUGGAUCAUGGACGAGUAUGACCGCUGGAUUACCAUUGAGUCGACUGACGGAGGAUCCAUAAACUCGGUCCAGAAUGGGAUGUUGCUAAGAGCGGACAUUCACGGCAUGUUUGAUGGCUAUGAGGUGUCGAUCAAUCCUGAUGAUGGCUACAAGAUCGUGUGUUUCCUCAGGGAUGGAGAUGGUAUUGCCGGCAGGCAUCUCGAUCAACGGUUCCGUGACGAUCCUCGUAGGCCUGUCGACCAACUGUUGCGCUGGCAUUUCAGACAGGCUGUCUUGGCUAAUAUGAGGCUCGUAGCGGUCCUAAGGCUGGGGAGAGGAUGGAGUACGAGCUGUUUAGUCGUCUGGCGGGAGUCACGUGAGCUGGAGGACAAGCCUUUGUAA